Messenger RNA from Cajanus cajan (pigeon pea), 1275 nucleotides. RefSeq names its product carboxylesterase 1. The record is from RefSeq and is a predicted model, not a curated record. Gene Ontology annotation, molecular function: hydrolase activity. Lineage: Eukaryota; Viridiplantae; Streptophyta; Magnoliopsida; Fabales; Fabaceae.
ACAGCACCCAAGACUUUGUGCACAAUAAACCAAAACAAGUUAUAUCUCCCCCCAUGAAUUUCACCAUGUCAAAUGAAGCCGUUGACCCCUACCAGUACCUACAGUUCCUCCGCAACCCCGACGGCACCUUAACGCGUUUAAACGACGCCGUUCCGCGCACCGAACCCUCUUCGGACCCCACUCUUCCCAUUCCAGUUCUGACGAAAGACCUAACCCUAAACCAAAGAAACAACACCUGGCUUCGCUUAUUCCUACCCCGAGUUGCAUUAUCCUCUUCCAAGAAGCUUCCUCUGAUUGUUUUCUUUCACGGUAGCGGCUUCGUGCUGCUGAGUGCGGCCACGUCCAUGUUCCAUGAUUUCUGCGUCGAACUGGCCAACACCGCAGAGGCCGUUGUGGCCUCCGUCGACUACCGCCUCGCGCCGGAGCACCGUCUCCCGGCGGCGUACGAGGACGGCGUGGAGGCGCUGCGGUGGAUCGGAAGGAGCGACGAAGAGUGGUUGACGCGAUAUGUGGACUAUUCAAAGUGUUAUCUUAUGGGGAGUAGCGCUGGGGCCACCAUCGCUUAUCAUGCAGGUCUACGUGCAAUUGAGGAGGUGAGUGAUCUUGAGCCACUAAAGAUCCAAGGAUUGAUAUUGCGUCAACCAUAUUUUGGUGGGAUGCAGAGGACUGAAUCAGAGGUAAUGCUUGAGAAUAACCCAGUUAUUCCAUUGUGUGUUUCUGAUUUGAUGUGGGAGUUGGCACUGCCAAUUGGUGCUGAUCGUGACCAUGAAUAUUGCAAUCUAAGGUCAGGGAAUGGGGUUGAGAAAUUUGAUAAAAUGAAGGAGCUUGGGUGGAGGGUAUUGGUGAGUGGAAAUGGUGGAGAUCCACUCGUGGAUCGUGAGAAAGAGAUAGCACUGUUGAUGGAGGAAAAAGGGGUGCAAGUAGUGAAGGACUUUGAAGAAGAAGGGUUCCAUGGGGUAGAAAUUUUUGAGCCAUCCAAAGUAAAACAACUCAUUGCAUUAGUGAAAGAUUUCGUUUACAUAAUUGGUGCUUAGGUGGAAAUUACUAAUAUGGUUCAAGACUAUAUUGUUUGAAUCAAUAUCUAUCGGGGUAUGAUUUUGUUCUUAUCAAAAUGCAAGGCAUUUUUCCUUCAAUUGGAUUGAGUAUAUCGAACUACUUUUAGUCUCCAAUCUUUUGACAUCCUUUAGCAAGCUAAGUACUGAGUGAGUGAUAAGAGUUAAAGAUUAAGAUCAAUGUUCACAUUAAUGGAAUAGGUAGUUAUUAUUACAAGUUAAU